GCACUGUAUUAAACCAUCUUCAAAGCAUUUGUCACUCAGAAGACAUCAGCAUUCGUUGUAUAUCACUAGUGAUCUCAUUGACGCAGCCAUGCUUAUAAGCACAUUAUGGGGUGUUACGAGCUCAGUUAUGAGCCUGUUUUACGCUGGGAUGCAGGUCAUGGUGCCAUGUCUUCCUCCAGCUCCUCUCUCCACAGCUGUUAUUUAUACUGAUGAGUAUAUGGGCUCUUGGUAUUUUGUGGCAGCAGCCGCAUGGGAUGAAGACGAACUUAAGGCCUUCAAGAAUACCGACAGCUCUGUUCUACACAUUGAGAAAGGCGCUGACGACACCCUGACGGUGACUGAAACCUCUCGCGUUGGACAUCAGUGUCAUAAAAGUACUUGGAGCUACUUUGCUUCGUCUGCGACAGCCCCUUUCCUGUUUAGAUCUGAUUAUGAUACUAUGGCGCUGAUCUGGGAUGGCAAGUUUGUUAACUGCACUUCAUGCAUCAUAAUACUGUUGGUGGAUGAAAACGAAGAAGCCAGUGCUAUGCUGUUUAAUCGUAAUGAAAAAACACCAGAUGGCGUGGUACAGGAAUUCAAGUCGAAAAUGGAGUGUGUUUAUAUGGAAGACUUCAUAAAGGCACCUCUGAAAAAAGGUUAUUGUUAACUUGACGAGGCUGCUUAAAACACAGGUGGUCACAAGCAGAUGCAGAGAUCCUCACAUUGCAGAUCUAGACUAAAUUACUGAACUGAUGGAAAUUAGGAUUCACUGUUCUUGGUUUAGUGACUGACUGAUUAAAAAAACAGUACUUAAAUAAAA
Molecule: messenger RNA, 799 nt
Organism: Labeo rohita (rohu)
Lineage: Eukaryota; Metazoa; Chordata; Actinopteri; Cypriniformes; Cyprinidae
Gene: apom
Product: apolipoprotein M
Exons: 7
Coding region: 89-646 (185 amino acids)
Source: RefSeq, a predicted model, not a curated record